This is a messenger RNA of Giardia duodenalis, 672 nucleotides long. RefSeq lists its product as uncharacterized. The record is from RefSeq and is a predicted model, not a curated record. NCBI's taxonomy places the organism in Eukaryota, Fornicata, Diplomonadida, Hexamitidae. Bases 1 to 672 code for a protein of 223 amino acids. The transcript has a single exon.
AUGCAGGCGAAGAACAAGUCUCUACAUGCAGACGUAGUCCGACUCAAGAAGGAUCUCGAUGCUCGACGAAGUACGCCGUCUACAAAGAGCCCUGCUGUACUUGCUAAGGCCGAAGAAGUGGAGGCCCUCAACAAAGAGCUGAUUGUGGCCAAAGGCAGGAUCAGAACGCUGGUUUCAGAAUUACGAGCUGCCAAGCAAACCAUCCAACAACAACAGAAGCAGCACGAGGCAUAUCACUCUCAUCCUGCGCUACAGCCUUCUCCACGAGUAGACCUCCAAACACAGCCACUGCGGCCACAGUCUGCGCGUGCACCCUACACGCCCAGUGGUUCAGAGUACCGCAUCCCAGCAAAAGACCGGCCGUUACCUCGAUCCAAUUCUGCGGGGUCGUUUACUCUCAGUAGAACCCCAGUUGAUCCCGGCCCGAUGCUAGCUAGCCGCGAACCAAUCUCUCCGCGGCUUCCAGGCUCUAUAGAACGCGCUGUUAAUAGCGAGCUACGAAACAUAGACUACAUGAUCAAGCAAUAUGAAAAGUAUCCUAAUUUAGAAGACACUGCCCCCAAUCGCAUAUACCACGAACCGACAAGCGGGUUAAUAUUAGACGAAUCCGAUAGGCGACAUCUCCUAGGCGCUCUAAGUGAUGAGGAUAUUUCUGCGAUCCUAACAAUGUAA